Messenger RNA from Camelina sativa (false flax), 1494 nucleotides. RefSeq lists its product as uncharacterized. The record is from RefSeq and is a predicted model, not a curated record. NCBI's taxonomy places the organism in Eukaryota, Viridiplantae, Streptophyta, Magnoliopsida, Brassicales, Brassicaceae.
AAUUUGAGAAAAGGAAAAUCGGAGGAGUAUAUAUAUAUGAAGGGAGGUUUGGUGUUUAGGGUUUUGUUAAACCGUGUGUGCUUAAUAUCUAAAAGGUUUCAAUAAUUUUCUAAGAGAAUCAAGAAUGUAUCAGAUGUUGGGAAGAGUCUUCAAGCUCUCGUCAUCAGCUCGAAUUCGUGGCCUCUGUUUGAGGAGGCAGGUUCACGAGCAGCGGUUAUUCUCCACUUCGGCGACGCCGUAUCUGCUGCUCCGCAAUAACAACGCGGUGAUAUCCCCCAACGAGAGGCUCGUGAGCAUUGACUUGUUCGAUCCGAGGAAGCAAGAAACGGUGAAGAUCCCAGAGCAGAGGGUGUCGAAGGAGGUCCAAGAGUCGGUGACCAUAGGAUCGUCGAGGGGAUGGGUGGGCCUGAAGAACAUACACGAUUCCAGUGUACGACUCACCAAUAUCUUCAACCCUUCUUCUUCUUCACCCAAGGUUGUGUCCCUGCCUCCUCUGGGUGUCGACAUUUCCAGAGCUAAAGUUUCCAGCCUCUCUCUCUCAGCAUCCCCAGACGAUGAAGGAGGUGAUUGUGUGGUAGCGGUCAGUUUCUUUUCCCCGAUGCUAGGUCUAUGUCGUCCUGGUGAAUCCGAGUGGACAUACAUCAAGAUCCCCCAGGCCAUGCCCAUCUCAAAGGUCAUGUAUUCUGUCACAGACAAGCAAUUCUAUAUUAGCACCGAGUCUAGCCCAGCUGAAACUGGUCUGAUCACCAGUAGCCCCAAAUUUCCUCCGGUAAGCCCCUACCCGAGAUUGCUUACACAUCAGAGUUCAGAGCUUCUCAAUCUGUCUACAGAGCUCAUGGAUCUGUCUUGUUACGCCACGCCAUACUUGGUGGAGACACCUUCCGGCGAAUCUUUAAUUGUUUUCUGGGUCAGGGAAAGCUUCGACCGUGAGAAACUCCGCGACAAAACCACCAGGAAUACCAAGAGUUUUAUCGUCUUUAGGCGAGACCAAGAAGAGCUCAAGACUGGAUCUUUUACUCGCGACAUUGGCAACCUCUGCAUUUUCCUGGGCAAGAAUGAGGCUUUUUGUGUCUCCGCUACGGACUACCCUGGUCUACAGCCAAACUCUGUCUACUUUGGAGACUUUGACACCGGCUUCGGCUUCUACGCCCUUGCCUCCCUUACCCUCCAUGACCUCACCGAUUCCGCCCCCGAGUCCAUCCACUACAUGUGGCUUGCCCCUCUCCAGUAACUCUGUUGUAGCAUCCCUCUGUUGUUGUAGCCAUAUAUAUCCGGUUUCCGACUCUCUUAUCUCUCCGGUUUGUCUUCUUUAAUAGUUUUAUUGACCAAUAUCUCUCUAUAUAUGGACCCGCUUUAUCUACAUAUGGAGUUUCCUUGCUUUAAUGUUUUAUUGACACACAAUGUGGGCACUUAUGUCUGCUUAAUCUACAUUUUCGAGUUUGCUUUCUUUUAUGUUUUACACACAGUGAAGGUUUCUUGCCUUGUCUUCGUUAA